UCUUCGACCUGAUCACUCACAAGUAAAUUCACCCUCCGAGACGAGAUUCAAAUCUCUACCAAUCAAUACGAUCUUGACAAUAUUGUUCCAAUCAAAUCGUAUAUUUAUUUUUUUUUUCUAAACUCAAACUUAAAUAUUGUUUAUUAAUUUUAAUAAACAUUUUUUUAUUUUUUUGAAGAAAUUUUUUAAAAUUUGAAUUUAAGAAGAAAUAAACAUACAAAAAUCUAGACAAAAUUAAAGGAUAAAUUAAUUAACUAAAUGUUAAUUAAUAAUUAAUUAAAGAAAUAAAUUUUAUUCUUUGAUAGGUAAUUUAAAAAAAAAACAAGUGUGCACUAUGGGUGGCUAUUUACAAACAAUUAAGUGAAUUUGACAUUUUACAAUUUGGAAAAUUAUUUUAAAUAAGUUUACUAUAUAUCAAGUUUUUGUGUAAUUGAAGAUUAUUCAGAAAGUUGACGAAAAAAUUUUGCGAAAAAAGACAUUUUUUGAGAAAAAAAGAAUGUGUUAGGAUGUUGCCCACUUCGGUAUCGGGAACACCUUUCAGUGUUCGUGACAUUUUAAACGGAGAUCAACAAUUAAAUACAAUGGAGUGUUAUACACCUCAUCAACAAAGUGAAACGCAGACACAUUCGGUGCAUCAAGAUUAUUAUUCAUACAAUAUGAUACCUGAUGGCAAUUGGAACGUUAAUAAAUACAAGGAACAAACAGUUACCAGUUAUCAAAGCUAUCAAGAAAUGAACCAUGUUCAUCAAUUGAGUCAAGUUGUGCCACCAUAUCAUGAAUCACCUGUUGUCGAAGAAGGUAAUGUUGUCACAUCAAGUAGAACUGAAUUACGAAAAAAUCAGUCGGGAAAACGAACGAAAAGAAAACCGCGAGUACUAUUCUCACAAACACAAGUUUACGAGUUGGAACAACGUUUCAAGCAUCAACGUUACCUGAGUGCCCCUGAACGCGAGAUGUUGGCACAAAAUUUAAAAUUAACCAGUACACAAGUGAAAAUAUGGUUUCAAAAUCGACGCUACAAAAAUAAACGUGCACGUCUCGAGGACGCGGAAAAAGUACAAAAUCAAAAAACCAGUCAACCAAUAAAAAAAAUUUCAAUACCAGUACUAAUUAAAGAUGGAAAACCAAAUGUACAAGAUUCAUACAAUCCCUAUUGGUCUAAUUUUCGAACAGACAUAAAUACAAAUAUAAAUCAAACAGAUUUCAAAACAACAAAUGAUAUUCGCUUAAGUCCUGAUUUUCGAUCGAAUUCGAGUGAAAUUAAAAUCGAAAACAGCUUCUCGCCCGAUUAUCGAAUUGACAUGAAUACAGAAAUUGUUAAUCGAUCAAACAUCAAUAUGAAUGUUCAUCAUCGUCAUGUUUUAGGUUCGGAUUACAAUAAAACUAAUUUUUCAUCAACGGAAAUUCGUCCAUCAAUUGAUACGGAUGAAAUGAAAUCGAUAAAAGCAACGGAAUACAAAUCUUAUUUGGCAAGUGAUUUAUAUUCAGAAUCGAGAGCAAUAACUGACGUCAAAUCAAUUGGAAUUGAUAAUCGAACAUUGAUGGAUUCAUCUAACACAGACUAUAACUAUCCAAAUUAUUUUGGACCAUCGAAUUUUCAAAUGCAAUAUGUCAACUACAUGGAUCAGAUAAAUGAUCAAAAUAAUAUUCAAAGACUCUGGUAGAUGUAUAAAUAUGAAAUUAGUGAUAAAAAUCAAAAUGAAAACAAAUUGUGUGAUGUUAUCCGGUACAUAUGCUUUAAAAAAAAAAUAUGCUCAUGUGAAAAGUAAGAUUAUUUUUUAAUAAGAAAAAAACUUUUUUUUUUUAGGAACGAGAUUGAAAAUAAAAUUGAAUACUUUUAUGAUCGAAUGUUUAAUAUUUAAAUGAUUAGAACUAUAUUUGAAUAAAAUUAAAGCAAAAAAAAAAAUUUUUUUUUGAAUAAUCGAAAAUUUUCUUUAAUUUUCAAUCGUUAAUAUUAAAUUUAUUGAAAAGGAAAAUUUGCUUAAGUUAAGAAAAUUUAAUUAAAUAUAAAUUUCAGUUUCCAAAAAUUAUAAAUUAAAAAAUAUUUAUAUUACAAAAAAAUUCGCAAUAUUUCCGAGAUCUCUGUUCGUUUAAUAUAAUGUAUCAAAUAUUAUAUAUAUUUAUUAGAAUAAUUUGGUCGUAAAGAUUUAUUUUAUUUAAUUUCACAUUUCUGCGAGUCUCAUUUUUUUAUUGUUAGAGGGGAGAGGGAGUGAAAGGGGGAUUAUAAAUUAAGUGAUAAAUGAACCAAAAAAGUGAGCCAAAAAAACGACAAAUAAAAUGUUACAACAAAAGAAGCCUUUGUAAAUAGCAAAUCUUUUAUAUAUAUAUAUAUAUACAAUAUAUAUUAUUCAUGUAUUUUGUUUUUGUGAAUAUUGUUAAGCAUUAGAAAUAUAUUACCAAGCAGACCUCAGAAAAAAAAGAUGGUGAAGUUCACAAAGUUAAACUUCACUACAAUAAAAAAAAAAAAAAAAAAAAGAAAAAAAAAGCAGAUGUUGUCUCUUUUCAGGGUUGAUUUAACUUUUUUUUUCUUUUAAGAAAAUUUAAAGUGCGUGGUACAAGAAAAUUUCCAAACGGAAAUUGUGCUUGAGAUCGUAAGUGGCUUUAACGGAAACAGUUACAUUUGAAAUAAAAAGGCCAAAAGGAACACCUGUACUUUAUUUUUGAAAUAAAAAUUCUUUGAAAUAAAAUGAAAAAAAUUGUACAAAUUA
Leptopilina boulardi is the source of this 2708-nucleotide messenger RNA. RefSeq names its product homeobox protein Nkx-2.5-like. The coding region runs from base 507 to 1664 and encodes 385 amino acids. Gene Ontology annotation, cellular component: nucleus. The transcript is spliced from 3 exons. Lineage: Eukaryota; Metazoa; Arthropoda; Insecta; Hymenoptera; Figitidae. The record is from RefSeq and is a predicted model, not a curated record. Gene Ontology annotation, biological process: cell differentiation; regulation of transcription by RNA polymerase II. Gene Ontology annotation, molecular function: DNA-binding transcription factor activity, RNA polymerase II-specific; RNA polymerase II cis-regulatory region sequence-specific DNA binding.